Drosophila yakuba is the source of this 441-nucleotide messenger RNA. RefSeq names its product protein lin-28 homolog B-like. The record is from RefSeq and is a predicted model, not a curated record. Bases 1 to 357 code for a protein of 118 amino acids. Lineage: Eukaryota; Metazoa; Arthropoda; Insecta; Diptera; Drosophilidae. The transcript has a single exon. Gene Ontology annotation, molecular function: zinc ion binding; nucleic acid binding.
AUGGAUUAUUGUAGUUCUUUGGAGGAGUUGCGAAACAAAAUUAUGAUCUACGACAAAUUCAAGAAGAUGACGGCCCAAAUUUCAAAGUCGGCGGAGAAAACAAAAGUGGUGACGCCCCAAGUCCGUGUGUCCAUGCCCAAUAACAUUCGUUGCUACAAUUGUAGGCAAAUGGGACACAUGGCUAGAGAGUGCAAACAACCGAAGAGGCCGGAGGGGGCCUGUUUCAAGUACUUUAGCGUGGAUCAUAAGUACCAGCAAUGCCCCGAGCGGGGGGUGUCAACCAGGCCGGCAGUGCUGCAGGAUGAGGAGAAGUCUGGAUCAGAGAUCUUGGCAGCGAUUCAAAAAAUUGCGAGGUGAAAAGGGAAAAUAUAUUUCUAUCUUAAGUCUAUUUGAUACCGGCAGCCCGGUAAGCUUAAUUCGUAAGUCAUUAAUUCCGAAAAA